AUGCGAACUCGAUCGAGUCGAACAACUGAAGACUUGGUCGAGCUAGACUUUACACGGGUAGAAAGAAAGUCAGAGAACUCAGAGGGUACAAGAGAACCUGAGGUGCUUGUUACUGAUACCAUGGAUGUACCAGAGGGGAAUGGAAACCCUUUGGGUAAUGGACUCGGUCGAGCUAGGCAAACUCGACCGAUUGGUCUAAGGAGAUGCUCCAAACCGCCAUCAACAGAGACAAGGGAUUGUUCCACCACCAAUGCCAUCAAGCUGAGACUCUUUCCUAUGUCUCUUGCUGACAAAGCUCACCAAUGGGAGAAGAGCUUGCCCCAUGGCACAAUCACCACUUGGGAUGAAUGCAAGAAGGCCUUUCUUGCUAAGUUUUUCUCCACCGGUCGCACAGCCAAGCUAAGGAGUGAGAUAUCAAGCUUCAUAGAGGAACAAUGA
Messenger RNA from Microthlaspi erraticum, 438 nucleotides. The record is from the annotation of a GenBank genome assembly. NCBI's taxonomy places the organism in Eukaryota, Viridiplantae, Streptophyta, Magnoliopsida, Brassicales, Brassicaceae.